AUGGAUGCAAAGGUUUGCAUGCUGGGCUCCUCGGCGAUCGCCACAGAAACUCUGAAGAACCUGGUGCUGCCAGGCAUCGGGAAAUUCACGAUAGUGGACUCCGCAAGAGUGGAGGCUUCAGACCUUGGGCACAACUUCUUUCUGGAGGAGUCUGAUCUAGGCAAACUCCGCUCGGAGGCGGCCUGCAAGUGGCUGCUCGAGAUGAACCCCGACGUUCAAGGGGCUCACAUCGAUGAGGAUCCGGCAAAGGCUGUGGGUCAAGGGAAGGACUUCUUCCGGCACUUCUCGAUUGUUAUUGCCUGCCAGCUCACGGAGACCUUGAUGGCGCAGCUGGGAAGGUUGUGCGAGGAGCUCCAGAUCCCCUUGGUGCUCAUCACCUCAGUGGGCUUCAUAGGAAAGAUUCGACUGUUUGUAGCAGAGCACUGCGUCUGCGAGACGAAACCUGACUCUGAGUUUGGUGAUCUGCGUCUCACAGACCCAUUUCCAGAGUUGAGGAGGUUUGCAGACUCCAUUGACUUUGCUAGCUUGAACGAUACGGAGCACGCGCACGUGCCGUACGUUGUGAUUCUCAUCCGGGCUCUCGACUCCUGGAGGAAACAAGCCGAAGGAAGGACCUUACCCAAAACGUCCCCGGAGAAAGAGGCGUUUAAAGACAUUGUGUCAAAAAUGCGCCGCGGCCCACAAGAGGUCAACUUUGACGAGGCUCUGGCAAACGCCUACAAGGCGUGGAUGCCUUAUGUGAUUCCUGAUGCCGUGCAGCAGGUUCUUUCGCAUGUCGCCAACGCUUCCAAGAGCGACUUCUGGAUUGUUGCUCGAGCUGUAUCACAGUUUGUUCGCGACUGUGGAAAGCUACCACUUGCCGGCAGCCUGCCGGACAUGACAGCCAGCACGGACAUGUUCAUCAAGCUUCAGGAGAUUUACUCAAGCCGCGCAGAUGGGGACUUUGCUGCCAUUACUGCACAUGUGGCCACAAUUCAGAAGGAGCUUGGGGUGGACGGGUCAACCCCUGCAGAGUUCGUGAAGCGGUUCUGCCAGAACGCCUUGAACUGUGAGGUGUUUCGGUUCAGAUCGCUAGCAGAGGAAUAUCGGCCGCCGACUGUAGAAGAGGGCGGGGUCGACUUGGAUGAAGAGUUGCAGGAUGAGGACUCCUUGGUUUCAUGGUACAUAGCCCUGCGCGCGGCCGACAGAUUCAGGGAGGUGGCUUGCACUGCGCACUGCAUGAGCUCUUGGUUGAACGUGCUUGUUGGACCUCCAAGUCUCCACUUAGGAUCAAGGUUACUGGCCUGGCGCCAAAUGUGGGAGACCAAGGUUUGA
This is a messenger RNA of Symbiodinium pilosum, 1314 nucleotides long. The record is from the annotation of a GenBank genome assembly. NCBI's taxonomy places the organism in Eukaryota, Dinophyceae, Suessiales, Symbiodiniaceae.